Messenger RNA from Suillus clintonianus, 2017 nucleotides. RefSeq names its product Na+ dependent nucleoside transporter C-terminus-domain-containing protein. Gene Ontology annotation, molecular function: symporter activity; nucleoside transmembrane transporter activity. The transcript has 14 exons. The coding region runs from base 131 to 1849 and encodes 572 amino acids. The record is from RefSeq and is a predicted model, not a curated record. NCBI's taxonomy places the organism in Eukaryota, Fungi, Basidiomycota, Agaricomycetes, Boletales, Suillaceae. Gene Ontology annotation, biological process: nucleoside transmembrane transport. Gene Ontology annotation, cellular component: membrane.
GACCUCUGAUAAUGAUGAGACCACAUGCACCAGCAGAAUGCAUGGAGGUUGCUCCGGCCUCAAUCGGUAUUAAAUAUAGUUUGUCUAAUUAACGGCAGGCAUCUGCUUUCCUUCUGGCCCCCCAAGUGACAUGGCAGCUUCAGCAGGCGUCUUCGAUGCAGAGAACCAGUUCAUGCAAAGAAAAACAUCCAUAUCCACAACCUCCGAUGAAAAAAAGGCAACCGCACCCGUUGUAGAUGUUGAGGGUGAUCUGAAUGGCGCCGAAAAGGAUGAAGAGACGCAAGCGAGGAAGUCGUUCGACAAGAAACUCCGUGUUGUCGUCUUGAUUGCCCUCGCUGCACUCAUCCUCGGGUGGUGGAUCUCUGCCACUAUUUUGACAGCGACACGCGGACGAUGGCUCGUGCAGACAGUUUUCGCGUGGUUUUUCUUACUCAUUAUCGCGUUCCGCUUCAUACCCAAUUCGGUGGUGACGGAGCCUAUUGCUGCCGUAUGGAUGCCAUGCAUCCAGGAGCCUUGGUACAAACUUUCUCGGACAGUGAGAUUGACAACUGGAUGGCUCUGCCUUCUUGCCAUCGUGUUUGGGUCUGCUUUCGGAUUCCCGCUCACUGGUAACACCGAUUAUGGACAUCGAGCAAUUUCAGUACUUGGGCUGUUUGUUUUCCAGUGUGGUUUCUACUUGUUCUCCACGAACAGAUCGGCCAUUUGCUGGCCUACUGUGAUAGUCGGCCUUUUCCUGCAACAGACUAUCGCUCUUUUUGUGCUCAAGACUGGCGCUGGUUUUUCCCUUUUCAAAUACAUUGCGGAUCUCGCAAAUGACUUCUUGUCGGAAGCCAAUGUCGGAGCUGCAUUCUUCUUCGAUGCAGAAACCGUUGCGAAGAAAUGGUUCUUUGUGAAUGUGCUCUCCGCAGUUAUCUUUUUCAUCGCCACGAUUCAAAUGUUUUACUAUCUCGGCGUCAUGCAAUGGAUGGUCAAAGGAUUUGCAUGGUUGUUCUUUAAGCUCAUGAAUGUGUCCGGCGCUGAGGCAGUUGUCGCGGCUGCUUCUCCUUGGGUAGGACAAGGAGAGUCUGCAUGUUUGGUCAAGCCUUACGUUGAUAUCAUGACCCCAUCGGAACUUCAUCUUGUCAUGACUUCUGGUUUCUCCACUAUCUCCGGAUCUGUUUUGACCGCCUACGUUGCCCUAGGUGUUCCACCGCAGAAUCUCAUUACCUCAUCCGUCAUGAGCAUACCUGCUUCUAUUGCCAUCAGUAAGAUGCGGAUCCCCGAAGUUGACGAACCUGUUACUCGCGGUCGCAUAGUAGUGGACCGUGGAGACACGGAAAAGAACCGGCCAGCCAACGCUCUUCACGCAUUUUCUUUGGGAGGUCUGUUUGGCCUGAAUGUCGCGGGACAAAUCCUCACUAACGUGUUGACGAUCCUGUCACUCGUCGCCACCAUCAAUGCCAUCUUGACAUGGGUUGGUCGUGGAUUCGGGAUCCACCAACUUACUCUACAGCUAAUUUUGGGAUACAUCGGAUACCCUGUUGCCUUCUUCUUGGGCGUCCCCAGCGCUGAGAUCCUCCGGGUCUCGCAGCUGUUAGCGACGAAGCUAAUCGAAAACGAGUUUGCUGCGUACUUAGAACUAAACAGUAUUCAAGGAAGCUCAAACCCCCUGUCACAGCGUGCCUACACGAUUGCAUCAUAUUCACUCUGUGGAUUUGCAAAUCUCGGAUCGCUAGGCAUACAGAUCGGUGUGCUCGGCGCUUUGGCACCAUCGCAGGGCAAAACUAUUGCAAAACUUGCGACGUCUGCUAUGAUUUGCGGAUUCAUUUCAACCCUCCAAACGGCUGGUAUCGCUGGCAUGCUUGUAUAACACGAAGGGUAUCUUGGAACCAGAAUGGCUGAGCUGUGGCGUUAUAAGAUGUUAUCGUAAUAUACCUAGCCCUUCAUAAGUAAAGGCAAGAGACAUUGUCAAUAGUAGCCAAUUGUCAACUCUGCUGGGGACACUCAUCGAUACCGAGGGUUGCAUAAGAGAACUUCU